Molecule: messenger RNA, 3556 nt
Organism: Rhodamnia argentea
Lineage: Eukaryota; Viridiplantae; Streptophyta; Magnoliopsida; Myrtales; Myrtaceae
Product: phototropin-1
Exons: 24
Coding region: 415-3462 (1015 amino acids)
Biological process (GO): protein phosphorylation
Cellular component (GO): nucleus; plasma membrane; cytoplasm
Molecular function (GO): ATP binding; protein serine/threonine kinase activity
Source: RefSeq, a predicted model, not a curated record
AGAGAGAGAGAGAGGGAUGGGACGUUGAUGGAGAUGGAGCUUAAGCUAGCAAACGGCACACAUUGGCCGAUCCAGUCGAAAUGACCCCCCCGAAGUCCCCCGUCGCUCUUUGGAUUCGCUCGUUCAGUCCAAUGCCGAUGCUUAAGCUCGGUCUGAUUCCAUCCGAUCCCAAUCCCCGAAAAAGAAGCAUCCUUUUCAAGCCAACCCCGCAAAAAGUCCCAGUUCAUGAUCAGUGGUCCACGAACUCGCAUUCAAAGCUCCUUUCACCAUCUGAAAACGACCAUUGCAUUGCGGAAUCCGCCAGUUGCCCGCAUCGUCGCAAUUGUCUUACUGUGGGGCUCUAUUUUCGACCACACAACCUUGUUUGGUUAGUUUUCGACGAAAUUCGCACUUGGGUUUUCGACCGAAGUGGCGAUGCCGAGAGAAAUGGAAGCGGCGGACCACAAAUCCACUAAAUCGCCGUCCCUAAUGCCUCCUCUGCCCAGGGACCCGCGCGGGUCACUGGAAGUUUUCAACCCGUCAACCUUUUCGGCCCGACCGACCAACCCGGCCUUUCGCCCGCAGCAGCCCCACUGGCAAACCUGGGUUGGCCGGCGAGAAAGCCCGGAACACGACCCGCCCAAACUCCCCCCCUCCAGGCCCACCAGCAGGGGCGACGAGAUCAAGGUCACCACCUCAUGGAUGGCCCUAAAGGACGACGCCCCUCCGCCCAACCCAUCACCGCCCUUGGCGCUGAAGCCCGUGUCAACAGUCCAUCAGCAUGACGACGGCGGACGAUCAAAGUCCGCCGCGUCGGCCCAACCGCCCGCCGAAGCGGGAGCAGCCGCGCAGAGGGCGGCGGAGUGGGGGCUGGUGCUGAGGACGGACACCGAGACCGGGAAGCCGCAGGGGGUGACGGUGCGGACCUCGGGCGGGGAGGACCCGAAUGUGAAGGCCGGGACAUCGAGGAGGAACUCGAACAACUCGGUGCGGAGCUCGGGGGAGUUGUCGGAGGGCGGGGAGGGAGGGAAGGAGAGAGGUCUCCCGAGGGUGUCGGAGGACCUGAAGGACGCGCUGUCGACGUUCCAGCAGACGUUCGUGGUGUCGGACGCGACGAAGCCCGAUUACCCGAUCAUGUACGCGAGCGCGGGGUUCUUCAAGAUGACCGGGUACACUUCCAAGGAGGUCAUAGGCCGGAACUGUCGGUUCAUGCAGGGGGCGGAGACGGACCCGGAGGACGUGGCGAAGAUCCGGGAGGCGUUGCAGGCGGGGAGGAGCUACUGCGGGAGGUUGCUGAACUACAAGAAAGACGGCACGCCGUUCUGGAACCUGCUCACCAUCUCCCCAAUCAAGGACGACACCGGCAACGUCCUCAAAUUCAUCGGAAUGCAAGUGGAGGUGAGCAAACACACGGAGGGGACCAAGGAUAAGAUGAUGCGUCCCAAUGGAUUGCCCGAGUCCCUCAUUCGCUACGAUGCCCGUCAGAAGGAAAUGGCAGCGAAUUCUGUCUCGGAACUUGUGCACGCGGUGAAGAGGCCGAGGGCGGUCAGCGAGUCGAUCAAUCGCCCUCUAAUGCGGAGGUCGGAAGGCAAUGGGGAGAAAGAGAGAUCGGAUGCUAUAGGAAGACGAAACUCUGAGAAUCUGGGAGGCAUGAGGAGUUCGAUGCAGCGGAUCAGUGAGGUGCCGGAGAAGAAGCAUAGGAAAUCCGCUCGCCGCUCGUUCAUGCGAAUGGUAAGGAAGAGUCAGUCCAGUUCCGAAAGCUUCGAUUUUAGAGGAGCUGCAGAUGACGAUGAAGACGACGGCGACUUGAGUGAAACUGACGAGAGGCCAGACAGUGUGGAUGAUGUUGUAAGACAGAAGGAAAUGAGGAAGGGUAUCGACCUUGCUACAACGCUCGAACGUAUCGAGAAGAACUUCGUCAUCACUGAUCCCAGGCUACCGGACAAUCCCAUUAUAUUUGCUUCUGAUAGCUUCUUGGAGCUGACGGAAUACAGCCGGGAAGAGAUCCUCGGGAGGAAUUGCAGGUUCCUCCAAGGACCCGAAACAGAUCCAGCAACUGUGAGGAAGAUCCGGGACGCCAUCGACAACCAAAGAGAAGUCACUGUGCAGUUGAUAAACUACACAAAAAGCAGCAAAAAGUUCUGGAAUUUGUUUCAUCUUCAACCAAUGCGUGAUCAGAAGGGAGAAGUCCAGUAUUUCAUUGGAGUACAGCUGGAUGGUAGCGCGCAUGUUGACCCGCUGCGCAACUCUAUUCCUGAGGAUACUGCUAAAGAAAGUGCACAACUGGUGAAAAGCACUGCUGAAAAUGUCGAUGAAGCAGUGAGGGAACUUCCAGAUGCCAACAAGACACCAGAGGAUUUAUGGGCUAAUCACUCUAAAAUGGUUUACCCAAAGCCACAUAGGAAGGACAGCCCCUCUUGGAGAGCCAUUCAACAGAUACUGGAUAGCGGAGAGCAGAUAGGACUAAAACAUUUUAGGCCAAUUAAACCCCUUGGCUCUGGGGACACCGGCAGUGUGCAUCUAGUUGAGCUGUGUGGAACCAGCCAAUUCUUUGCAAUGAAGGCCAUGGAUAAGGGUGUUAUGCUUAACCGCAACAAGGUCCACAGAGCUUGUGCUGAAAGAGAAAUCCUCGACAUGUUGGAUCAUCCUUUCCUUCCAGCUCUAUAUGCAUCUUUCCAGACCAAAACCCACAUUUGCGUGAUAACAGAUUAUUACCCCGGUGGUGAGCUCUUCAUGCUCUUGGACAGACAACCCCUGAAGGUCCUCAAGGAAGAUGCAGCGAGAUUCUAUGCUGCAGAGGUAGUUGUGGCGUUGGAGUAUCUUCAUUGCCAAGGGAUUAUCUACAGAGAUCUAAAACCAGAAAAUGUUUUGCUUCAGAACAAUGGGCAUGUUUCUUUGACAGACUUCGACUUGUCAUGCUUGACAUCUUGCAAACCACAGCUUUUGAUUCCUAGUACUGAUGAAAAGAAGAAGAAAAAGAAGAAGAAUAAAGGCCCAGAGAUGCCGAUCUUUAUGGCUGAACCCAUGCGGGCAUCGAAUUCUUUUGUCGGCACAGAGGAAUACAUAGCUCCGGAGAUCAUCACAGGGGCUGGCCAUACAAGUGCAGUUGAUUGGUGGGCGCUUGGUAUUCUGCUAUACGAGAUGCUGUACGGAUACACACCAUUCAGGGGAAAGACAAGACAGAAGACAUUUGCCAAUAUCCUUCACAAGGAUAUCAAAUUUCGAGGAAGUAAACCGGUAAGUCUCCAUGGGAAGCAAUUGAUGUAUCGAUUGCUGCACAGGGAUCCCAAGAACAGAUUGGGCUCGCACGAAGGAUCGGAGGAAAUCAAACGUCACCCAUUCUUCCGCGGCAUCAACUGGGCCUUAGUUCGGUGCAUGGAACCUCCUGAGCUUGAUGCUCCUCUGUUUGGGGCAGCCGAUGCAGAAAAGGAAGCCAAACUCGUAGACCCUGAAAUGGAUGACCUUCAAAAGAACGUUUUCUGAGAGGUCUAGCUCCAUGCCCAUCCAUUUUGCAGUUGAAUUUAAGCAAGCAGGAAUGAAAACUUCAUGUUAAGUGCAUGGACUUCAACGUGCAAAA